Paralichthys olivaceus (Japanese flounder) is the source of this 2599-nucleotide messenger RNA. NCBI's taxonomy places the organism in Eukaryota, Metazoa, Chordata, Actinopteri, Pleuronectiformes, Paralichthyidae. The record is from RefSeq and is a predicted model, not a curated record.
AGAGUGGAGGGGGAACUCGUCGGCCACAGGGACCUGGUGUCGGGCUUUUCAUUCUGUCAGCACGCAGGACAGAGUCACCUCUGCGUCAGCUCCUCCAAUGACGGGAAGAUCUGUUACUGGGACUCCAACAGCAAGAGUCUUUUGAGGGAGCACGCAGCUCAUCAGAGCCCUGUCUCAGCGGUGCACUGGUCCCCGGUGGAUAAGAACCUGGUGGUGUCGGGGGACGAGAAGGGCGUGGUCAUCUGUUACUGGUUCCACACAGGAGACACUUCCAGCUUCUUUCCUGAGCCCAGGACCAUCUUCUGCCUCAGCUGCUCCCCUCACACCUGGAACAUCGUGGCUGUCGGGUACAAGGACGGGAUGAUAGUUCUGAUUGAUGUGAGUAAGAAAGGCAUUGUGAUGCAGCGUCUGCGGGGACACGAUGAUGAGAUCCACUCACUGGCCUGGUCUCCGCUUCAUGGGGAGGACGCCCUCUAUAGCAGACCCGAGGACAGCGAAGCAACAAAUGGCGAGUCUGCGGGGGAGGAGAAAGGCUGCUAUCUUGCCUCUGGGAGCAAAGACCAGACUUUGAGGAUCUGGAGCACACUGAAGAGCAAAGGUGUGAUGACUCUGAAGCUGCCGUAUCUGAAGAAAAGAGGCUCAGCAGUCGACCCCGGGGUCAAAGAGAGACUCUGGUUAAAUGUCCACUGGCCGAAGGGACGACCGACACAACUGGUGUCCAGCUGCUUCAGUGGUGAGCUGGUGCUGUGGGACUUGACCAGGUCAGGGAAGCAGAGGUGGACACUGUUGGGGACGUCGUCCGAGGGUCAGAACCACAGCAGGAUCGUCUUCAACAUGAGUUCAGUUCACCUGCAGGACAACAGACAGCUGCUCAUCAGCACGUCCAUGGACAGAGAUAUUAAAUGCUGGGACCUGGACUCUCUGGACUGCUGCUGGACUCUUCCCACCCUGGGCGGGUUCGUCUACACCCUCACCUUCUCCCCUGUGGGUACAGGGUGUUUGGCGCUGGGUGUCGGUGACAGCAUGAUCCGGGUGUGGAACACGCUGACGACACAGAACCAGUACGACACCAGGGCGUUCUGGCAGGGCAUCAAGUCCAAGGUUACAGCGCUGGCGUGGCACCCGAAGAAAGAAGGCUCUUUGUCGUUUGGAACCGAUGAUGGUAAAGUUGGAAUCUACGAAGUCUACUCAAACAAGCCUCCGCAGAUAUCGAGCUCCUAUCACCGAAAAACAGUCUACACAUUGGCUUGGGGACCCCCAGUUCCCCCAAUGUCAUUUGGUGCAGACAGAGGAAAGUCGACCUACAGCCUUUACAGCUGCGCCGGCGAAGGUAUCAUCCUGCAGCACGACCCGUUGAAGCUGGGCGGAGAGGCGUCCGACAUAGAUAAGCUGAUCAGAAACACCAAUAACAUCAAGCACAAGCUGUCUCCGCACACCGACCUCAGCUGGAAGCCAGAUGGGAAAGUGGUUGCCAUCGGCAACGAGGACGGGUGCAUCGAUGUUUAUGAGGCUCCCAGUCUGAAGCUGCUGUGCAGCAUCCAGCAGCAUCACAAGAUCAUCAACACGCUGCAGUGGCACCACGACCACAGCUCUCCACCCGAGCUGCACUGCCUCCUGGCCUCGGGCUCCAGCAACGCCAUCGUCUACGUGCACGAUCUCCGCUCUAUCAUCGAGAAUCCUCCAGAGAGCCCUGUGGUUGUGACGGAGCCGUAUCGCAGGCUGUGUGGUCACACGGAUAAAGUCACCGACAUGGCCUGGAGUCCACACCACGAGGCGCGGCUGGUCACCGCCUCCUAUGACGGCACAGCCCAAGUGUGGGAUGUCCUGCAGGAGGAGGCGCUCUCUAACUACCGGGGUCACAAUGGUUACCUGCUGUCUGUGGACUGGUCGCCCGUCGACCCCGAUUUGAUCUGGACCGGAGGGAAGGACUUCACGGCGCAGGAGUGGAGAGUCUCCAAACAAACGUUUACAAAGCCACCUAAAGGGAAAAAGAUGUCGAAGCUGAAGGAAAAGAUGAAGGCCAAUCCCAAGCAGAAGAGGAAGAACAAGAAGACAUCAGGGGCCGGAGAGAUGAACGGGGGCCCGGUGGCAGAAGGAGAGAAGGCUGUGACGGGAGCGGAGCAGUCCGGUGAAGAUGAGGAAGAUGAAGGCAGCUCACGGAGCAGUCCUGUACCUCCAGCAGCUUCUUUUGAGAUGCAAAGAAAACCCUCUGCUGUGCCGAAGACCAAAGAAAAACCAGACACAAACCUGCUGAAGAAGAAGAAGCCUCGCUCCAUGCUUCCCAUCAGCACAUCCAUGGACCACCGUCCCAAAGAGGAGCUGCUGCAGGACUGCAUCACUCUGGCUUCUGUCCAACAUGACCAGGCGCCCCCUGCAGGCUGUGUCCCAGGACAGGGAGAGCACAUCCAUCUCGGCCUCUUCUCUGACAGACCGGCUCUGCACCGCAUGUUCCAGUCAGAAGAGGAGGGUCACGUGGAGGCGGGUCACUUCGACUCUGUAGUGUACCUGCGACUGUGGAGCGGAGACCUGGAGGGGGCGCUGCAGCUCGCCACAGAGAGAGGAGAGCUGAACGACCACCUGCUCUCCAUCGCUCCGAUGG